Nannospalax galili (Upper Galilee mountains blind mole rat) is the source of this 1386-nucleotide messenger RNA. RefSeq names its product epithelial stromal interaction 1 (gene Epsti1). The coding region runs from base 155 to 904 and encodes 249 amino acids. The transcript is spliced from 12 exons. NCBI's taxonomy places the organism in Eukaryota, Metazoa, Chordata, Mammalia, Rodentia, Spalacidae. The record is from RefSeq and is a predicted model, not a curated record.
AGUUCUCUGAGGCCAGCUCAACCUGCAGCUGGUUAGGGAGAAAUCGAAACUCAGAAACCGCUCCCUCUGCUCUUCGAAAUCUCCUCGAGACCCACAGGAAUUCUCACCAGCAUCCUUUCUCAGCGGCCGCGGCGAGACCCAGGAGAUCUGGACCAUGAACACACGCAGCACAGGCACAUAUACCUUGAUAGCACCAAAUGAAAAUCGAAGACAACAGAUACAGAGAAUUGCUGAGCAAGAGCUGGCAAACCUGGAGGAGUGGAAGAAACAGAACAGAGCCAAACCAGUUCACUUGGUGCCCCGGCAGCUGGGUGGAAGCCAGUCUGAGUCUGAAGUCAGACAGAAACAACAACUCCAACUGAUGCGAUCUAAAUACCAGCAAAAGAGAGCUGAAUCUAUACAAAUCAGGAAGGAAGCUGAAGAAGCUGAACUCCAGCGAAUGAAGGCAAUUCAGAGAGAGAAGAGCAAUAAGCUAGAGAAGAAAAAGCGACUUCAAGAAAACCUCCGAAGAGAAGCGUUUAGAGAACAUCAUCAAUACAAAACUGCUGAGUUCCUGAACAAACUGGACAGGAAUCUUCAACGUGACCCCCAAUCUUCAACGUGGAAACUUCCAGUCCUGUCUAAGGAUCCCAGCUGGGCUAGUAGCCAAGCACAUGGGGAUUCUCUAAAGAAGGAAGAAAACCCCAAAUUGCAAAAGAUGAAGGAUGAACAGCAUCAGAAGAAUAAAUUACUGGAAACUAAGCAACAGCAGCAAGAAGAAGAAAGAGCCAAAAUCCAACAAGCCGAGCACAGAAGGGUAAAUAAUGCUUUUCUGGACCGACUCCAAGGCAAAAGUCAACCAGGUGGCUUCGAGCAGUCUGGAGGCUGUUGGAAUAUGAAUAGUGCCAACAGCUGGGGUAUAUGAGAAAUAUUUACUUCCAUCUGGCCUUCGUCAGCUGACCUUGAAAAACUUCGUGAGAUGCUUUUCCUUAAUGCAGUUUUAUUCAGUUUUACUCUUUAUACCUUAGCUCCAACGGCCCACCCACUCAACUGAGCAGUUAGGGAUGGCCACUUUCUGUCUAUUAGUUAUGCAUGUUUUCAGGAGCUGAUUACUGACAUAUUUAAUCUCUACUGCCAGAAAAAAAUGUUGCUUUAUUUUUCUAAUUAGUUUUGCCUCUUAUUAGAAAGAUAAUUAGAGCAAUACUAACUAGUAAGCUAGAGGAAGGGAGUCACUUAACAUUUUCAGAAUGGUGAGGGCUAAGGGUGCUGCAGGCUUGUGUCUCUCCACUAGACUAAUUCUUGACUAAUUUCCACAUCAGAUUUUAAGAAGCUUUGGGGUCUUUUUAUAUUUAAAUCUCUACUUUCUUAAUCUAGACUACAAAUGUGAUCAAAGGGAAAAAUAUCUUA